Messenger RNA from Dacryopinax primogenitus, 2010 nucleotides. RefSeq names its product Ser/Thr protein phosphatase family protein. Gene Ontology annotation, molecular function: hydrolase activity. The transcript is spliced from 7 exons. Bases 1 to 2010 code for a protein of 669 amino acids. The record is from RefSeq and is a predicted model, not a curated record. NCBI's taxonomy places the organism in Eukaryota, Fungi, Basidiomycota, Dacrymycetes, Dacrymycetales, Dacrymycetaceae.
AUGGCGCUCCUCCUCUCCCUGUCGAUUGCUGCUACGGCCUUAGCUCAGACACCAGCCUUGCCUCCUUAUUUACAGACGGCUUCAGCUGCAUUCACUGGUCAACCAUACUUUCCCAGCUCGCUGUUCGCCGAGUACUGGCCUGGGUUUGAGCCUACUCAAACGUCCGUCCAGCCUCAGCCUAAGAUCACAGAUCCCGUGAGUGGGACGAUCUACCCUAUGGAACUGACGGACCCGGACACGAUCCCCGACGCGAAUCCUUAUGUCAUUCCUCCCUCACUGCUCUUCCCGGACGCGGUCACAGGACCCCUGCUGCCGAAUAUGAACCUGUUUACUCCAGGCUCACUUGCGCUCGCGGCACAGACUCUUCAGAGCAUCCUCGAGAUCACGAACAGCUCCCAGAUUGAGGGCACGUGCGGGAAAUGCUUGGCUGCCCUUGGGGUGGUGAAGAUGCUGGCUACAACUGCUCCCUGGGAAGUCUCUGGUGUUAUCAUCGAGCUCUGCAACAUCUUCGGUUAUAAGAGCUACGGCACUUGCGCUGAGCAGUUUGCGGUGAUCACCGACGGGCAGAUUGCUACUCAAGUAUUGGCACUCGCAGAUGUUACGAGCCAGGAUGGAGAGUACCUAUGUGCUCUCUGGUUAGGUAGUUCCUGUUCUCUUCCAGCCGUCAACACGCUCGACCUAACAGGGUACUUCGCCUCUCCCAAGCCGGCAAACGCAGCCGCUCCUCCUCCAAGUGGCAAACGUGUCCGUGUUCUCCAUGUCUCCGACUUUCACCUCGAUCCCCGUUACUCCACCUAUUCGGAGGCCGACUGCUCGAGCGGGCUUUGCUGCCGUUCGUGUAGCAACAACCUCGCGAGCCCGAACACAACUGUCUUCCCCGCCCCUCGCUACGGAGCGUUCCUGUGCGAUACGCCGUAUGACCUUGCCGGUGUUGCAGUCGAAGCUAUCCCGGUCCUUGCCGGAGCUGGUCCGACCGGACGGGAAUUCGAUUUUGCUAUCUUCACUGGUGACCUCGUUUCACAUGACAAUGAUCACCAGCUCGGACGCGCGUAUGUCGAAUACGAGGAGACAUCAAUCUACUCGAUGAUGAAGCAAAUCAUUGGAUAUGCUCCCCUCUACCCUACUCUAGGUAACCACGACACCUGGCCUCAAGCAUACAAUUCCCCUCUGAGCCUUCAGCCGGAGUAUCUGGCAAACCAGUUUUCUUGGGACUAUGAGCAUAUCUCAGCACUUUGGGCUCAGCAGGACUGGAUUGACAGUACGGCGUAUCAGUACGCUAGUGUUCACUAUGGCGGAUAUGCGUACACUACAUGGAGGGGCCUGAAGAUCAUUUCCUUCAACACGGAUUUCUGGUACCGCGACAACUGGUUCAACUACUUGAACACCUCUGACCCCGAUAUCUCCGGUCAAUUCCGCUGGAUGGCGGAUGAGCUUCAAGCAUCGUUGACCGCUAUUCCCCGCAUUGUCAUUACCGAGAUCUUCUUUGGCCACACACACGAAGACGAGUUCUCCAUAUUCUACGCCAACAAUGGCACCACAAUGUCGGCGGAAACUGCGGUCGCUACUGGAUGGACUGCUCCUUCCCUCACUCCGCUAACCAACCUGAGCUCUGGGUUCCGCGCGUAUGAUAUCGACCCUGUCACGUUCAACAUCCUCGAUUCUUACACGUGGUUCUCGAACGUCACCGCAGCCCCCGCACUGGACAACCAGUCUGCCGUCGGUGCGACAUACACGUUCGAGUAUUCUGCACGCGAAGCGUACGGAGCCAACAUCUCCUGGCCUGUAGACGCGCCGCUCAACGCCACCUGGUGGCAUCUCGUCACUGAACAAUGGGAAGUCAACCCGAGCCUUGUGGAGAAGUUCACGAUAUAUGAAGGGAAGAGCUCGACGUAUACGACCAACUGCACCAGCACGGCAUGCGUGCAGUCGAAGAUUUGUUAUGCCCGGUCGGGCUCUGUUCCGCUUGCCGGUCUGUGCCCGUACGGGUCGACGUACGGGUCCGUCCAAUAA